Messenger RNA from Salarias fasciatus (jewelled blenny), 8778 nucleotides. Its product is annotated as cilia- and flagella-associated protein 47. Gene Ontology annotation, biological process: cilium assembly. Gene Ontology annotation, molecular function: protein binding. NCBI's taxonomy places the organism in Eukaryota, Metazoa, Chordata, Actinopteri, Blenniiformes, Blenniidae. The record is from RefSeq and is a predicted model, not a curated record. Gene Ontology annotation, cellular component: cilium.
AUGUCUGGUGAUCUUUGUGUCCGCGUGGAGCCCCCGUGUGUUGAGUUCAGCGAUGUGAGCGCGGGUCAGGUGUACCGGAGGACCGUUACCGUGACCAAUGCGGGAAAAACGUCCAGAAAGAUAAUUAUCCAGAAGCCCGCAACAAAGUUUUUCAGGUUUGCAGUUUCAGCUCCAGCUGUGGCUCUGGCUCCUGGUUUGUCUGUGAGUGGUGUGUUAGAGUUCACUCCAGAGGAAGAGGUGGAGGCCAGAGAUAGUCUCCUCAUCCAUGUCAACGAUGAACACACCUUAAAAGUUCCCCUCCUGGGGAUUCCCAGGACUUGCUCCCUCUUCAUGGAUGCAGAAGUCGACUUUGGCUGUAUUGCUGCCAGCAGUCAGCUGGUCAGAAAACAUCAUCCGAUCACCAAUGGAGGAUCAGCUCCAGGUGUGUUUCAGGUGCAAGUGAAGCUCCAGAAUCGCUCUGCUGUAGUUCUCACCAUCAGAGCUGAUGUGACGGACGAACACCUGGAGAUCUUCGACUUGCAGGGGACUCCGCUCUCCUGCCUGUGGUUCGGCCCGGUCUACUUCGGGACCUCCGGCGUGGAACAUGUGGUUUUGAGGAACAGUUCACCCGAACCGUGCGACUGGGUGUGCCUGAUCCAGAGCGGCGCUGCUGGAACCGAGGUGGGGACGGACCUCCAGAGGAGCACAGAUGCCACCCUGCUGGGGAGGAUGAAGAACUGCAGCCCCGCCAGCCCUGACGUCUCCCAGAUCCUGGCGUGUUUUCCAAAGCAGGGUAAACUGGGUCCAUAUGGCAGAACCACAGUGGCAGUACGCUUCAGCCCCGUCAGCAAAAGGUACUGGCGUGGUUCUUCACCCAGCAGGCAGGACUAUUGUCUGUUCCUGCUCUUUGAGUCUGUGGGGAGCAAGCAUGGCUUCACUCACCAUCAUGCGGACAGCAGUGCAGAGCUGGCAGCGACAGGCUCCGGGCUGCCGGUGUCUCUGGUGCCCAGUCCCUCCGACCGGUUUGAUUUCCUCAGCUGCGUGACAGGCCAAAACGUCGAUCUCCUGUGUGUACUGCAGAACCUCUGUCCCCAGCUCCCCGUCAGCUUCCGCUUCCGCAAAGUGGCACACUUCAGCACCGAGCCGUCCUCUGGCACCAUCGGCCCCGGGCAGAGCCAGGAUGUAGUCUUGUCUUUCAAUGCUCGGCAGCAAGGGAGCUUCCAGGUGCAUCAGAAACUCGACGUCUUGGGUUAUGUCGUUUGUAAGAAGGACGAGGGCAAGGCGGAGGACAGCACUGAAAUGCUACGGGCCGCCGUCCUCAGCGCUGACAAAACACGACUGCACCAACACAGCAGGGAGGGGAGCGCCACCACAGAAGAAGAGGCGUUCCUGGCCUUCCCUAAUGACCGAGCCUCCAGCAUCAGGCCAGCCUCUCCUAACAGGCAGUACAGGACGAUCUUCACUGGUCUUCCCCGCUAUCGCUACGUGGACACCGACUACGCCUUCACCGAGGAUGAGGAAGAGCAGAGGCAGCGGCAUCGCCAGAUUUAUACAGACUUCAUCAACCAGCUCAGACGAACACGACUCCGGAGGAUCAAGGAAAGACAGCAAGAGAAGCCGGAGCAUGACGUUGAUAUCGGGAUCGUUCCCGCCCAAGGACUUGUUCCCCCUUCACUCCGCAUCAGUGACCUGAUGGACGGCGAGGUCCCAGAGUCAAACUGCAGUUCCGCAGGAGGCAGUCAGCCGAAGACAGCAUCCGUCACCCAGCGGGUUGCCGAUCAGGUUCCUGUGGCUCUGAAUGCAGUUCCCACCAGCAGCCAGGAGGUGGCAGACUGUAACAGGACUCUGUCUGCUCAGGAGCUCUGCCAAGUUGUUAUAGGCCCUCUGUCAGUGGACUUCGGCGAAGUGUGUGUGCGCUCGGUGUGUGUUCAGACGCUGGACCUGGUUAAUAACCUGCCGGCGCACGUCUGGAUCCAGCUGGAAGCGGACUCCCCCGAGCUUCAGGGCUCCUCUCCCCUGUCCCAUGUGCUGCCACCGCGCUCCCACAGCAGCCUGCCGCUCACGUUCCUGAGCAACACGCUGGGCCCUUUCUACAGUCCGGUUUCCUACUCCGUGAACCGGCAGCACCCUGGACAGGUCCUGGUCCGGGCCCAGGUCGUCCCCUUGGCUCUGGAGCUCUCCACCACCCUGCUGGUGAUCCACCCCACCCCCGGGCUGCUCGCCGCCUCGGGAUACCGCAGCUCGGUGACGCUGGUCAACCGGCGCAACCGCGCCGCCGAGUUCACGUGGCGCCCGGUGGUCACAGAGCGCGGCAUCCUGUUCUCCGUUCGACCAGCCACAGGUGUGGUGGAGCCGCACAAGGAGCUGGACUGCGAGGUGGUGUGGCAUCCGUCCUUCACCUCCCCCUCUCAGGGAGACUUUGACCUCUGCGUCCAUGAGGGCGGCACGCAGCGUCUGCACUGCGUCGCCAAGGUCGGAGCCGCCAGUGUUCAGCUGGCAGAGAAGCGGGUCACGUUCGGAUCAGUGCCUCUCAACACGCCUUCAACCAGGACUGCGGUUUUACACAACACCGGCCAGAACCAUGCCUACUUCCAGGUGUUAGACGUGUGCCCAGUGCCAGGCAUGGCGGUGAGUCCAUCCGAAGGCACAGUGCCGAGCAGGGGGCGGGCCGCACUCCAGAUCAACUUUAACCCAGACUGCGUGGUCAGGUUCGACGCCACAGUGGAGAUCGCUCUGAGGAACAUGAAGUCCGUUGAGAUGAGAGUGGGUGGAUCAGUGGAGCCUCCAAAUGUAGACAUCAGCGUGUCCCAUUUCGAGUUCUACGGGGUGUACGCCGGCUCUCAGAGAGCCGUCCCGUUCCUUCUGACAAACCGAUCGCCAGCUGUCGCCCGUGUGACCUUCGACCUGUCUGAACAUAAAGAGUUCUCCGUCAGGCUCCCUCAUCCCUCAGCAAAGAGGCUGCCAGGUGUGAGUGUUGUGGACGUGCAGGCCUUUCAGACGCUGGACUGUUCCCUGGCAUUCUCACCCAGUCAGUUGUCCGGCUACGACUUCGACCUGCCAGUCAUGGUCAACGGCAUGAGGUGGCCGUCUGCCUCGACGUCACCUCCAACCACCGCCGCGUCCUCGUCCGCCUCCUCCUUUGCCGGCAGCAGGAAGCGCACGGCCAAGCCGCCGUGUCGCUCCGUCGCCACGGCAACAAAACUGUGUCCGCGGGUACAGGCCACAGCGCUGUGCGCCCCGCUGGAAAUGUCGCCCUGCAGUUUACAGUUUGAAGCGGAGCCGCAGUCUGACGGUCACACUCAGAACGUGGAGCUGAGAGCGGCUCGUGACGGCAGCGUGUGUUGGCGCGCCCUCGCCGGGGACCGCGUGCGCUGGUGGUUUGACUGCAGCGCCAAAGCGGCACCGGCAGAAAGCGGGAGCGGGGGGGCGCCGUGCGCGGUGUCGCCGCCGUCGGGAAGUCUGGGGCCGGGCGAGUCCGCGUGUUUGAGGGUCAGCGUCCAGCCUGAGGCCGUCACAGCAGGCGCUGAAAGAGCGCUCCGCCUGUCCCUCCCUCUUUACCUGGGAGACGCGAGAGGCGAGGAGAUAAGAGGAGAUGAGGGGCGAGCGCCGUACAGAGAGCUGUCAAUCACGAUUAGCCUCCAGGUCCCGACGAUCACCAUCCGUCCCCCGCAGAUCCUCCUGCAGCCGGUCCCACUGAGGGGCCGCGCACAGGCCACGCUGACCUUGCUGGCUGACGGAUACCCAAGGGGCGCAAGCAUAUCAGCUGUAGUGGACGAGGUAAAAACGGAAGACGGCACGGAGAUACGUCCUGUCUCCGUCAUCUUCCCUGAGGGUCACGCCAUCCCUGCCGAGGACCGUGGCCAGGACGCCGGCGCCCGCUCUCUGACGUGCACCGUGGAGUUCAGCUCCGCCUUCCCUCUCUCUCUCUGCACGGCCAUCACCUUCUCUGACCACCUGCACAACAGGUUUCGGGUGCGACUCUAUGCGACCACUGACAACUGUCUGUUGACAGUGUGGCCCUACAUGGCUCUGCACCACUCCGAACAGCAGAUCGUUCUCAAAUCAGGUUCCACAGCUGUCGAGGCGAUCCUGCAGAGUUAUCGCUCACCAAGUCCCGCCUCGGGCCCGACUUCAUCUUCAGCCUCUUCAUUUGAUCACAACAGCUCGACAAACAAGUAUUCAGGUCAGUCAAGGAUGCACAGCGACAGCGCGAGCGGAGCAGCCAGCAGGGACACAGACGACCCCGCUCACAGAGAGUCCUCAGCCAGCCUCGGCGUCCCAGAAUUCCCCGCCGCCAGCACCGAGGAGGGACUCUACCACCAAAAUGUGUUAUUAGCCGCGGAGAGGUGGUUCAGCCUGUUCGGAUGGCCCGGCGGAGCGCACCCCGUUACUGUCCCGCUCACGCUCAGGAGAGUCAACGCAAACAUUGACACAGACUGGUCCAAAGCAAAAGCUCAUCGUGUCUUUCAAAAUAAAGACUCAAGGUCCGUGGCGGACAUGCUCCAUCACCUGACAGGCGGACAGAUUCCAGGUAUCCCUCGCUGUCAGGCUCUCUCUGGCGAUAUCGAGCGGCGGACUCAUCAGCUGCUCCAGCAGCACGAAGCCAUGCUGGAUUUUUUGAGGGCGCAGGGAGCCAGCCUCCGUCACAUCAGACCACACUACCUGCUCGAUGUGCAGGAGUUUAAACACUGGUGCUCCCAGCAGUCAAACGACACGGAGCAGAGUCUGAGCUACACCGACGUCGACUACGAAUCUCUCAGCAAACGCUCGUGGACCGAUGUGCUGCUGCAGACAUACAAGGUGCUGGUGUUGUGCCGUGUGUCAGAGAGGGACACGAAGGCAACGCCGGACCGCACGCGCCCAGACGAAGUCCUCACAGUCGGCUCAGCCAGUAACGUCUACUCAUCCCGGGAGCUGCAGCUGCUCUCGUGGCUCAACACGCACUACCACAGCAUGAGGGGGGAAGUGUGGGGCACAGGCGGAGUCCCAUCAGCACGCUGGAUCGUGAACUUUGACUUGGACUUGACAGAUGGACUGGUGCUCGCUGCUCUGCUUGCUGCGUACUGCCCUUACCUGGUCCGUGUCCACUUCCGGAGGAUGUACACCACACCCAGCAGCCUGGAGCAGAUCCUCCACAACAACAUCAUUGUGGUUCAGGCUUUAACUGCACUUGGCCUCAACAUCAAUGUUCAGCCCACAGACCUGUCAGAUCCCAACCCGGUGCAGAUGCUAAUGCUGUGUGUUCACCUGUACGAGAAGCUGCCUCAGUGUGUGCCCGUACAAACCAUUACUCUGUCAGGAGGCCUGCACAGCACCUUCAGCAAGCAGGUGCGUCUAAAAAACCCAUCCUCCCAGUCUGUCCGAUACUCAGCUCUCCUGUUGGGAGAGGACGCGCCUCUCUUCUCUCUUCCGACGGAUCUGCGGUCGAGUAAAGAAGUGACCGUGCGCUUCAGCUGCUCCUUCCUGCAGCCGAUGGAAGCGGCCCUCAUGCUCACUCCCAGCCCCGCGUCCGGCCCCGGCCGCGCCGCUCUCACCUUCGCUCUGAAGACUCGCGUCACUCACAUCACACCGGCGAAAACCAUCAGGUGUGAGUCUCCGUGCUACCAGCUGGAAGUGAUCCAAGUGCCGCUCGCAAACACGUUUAGUAAAGAGGCGAAGUUCAGGGUGGUGCUGGUGGAGUCAGAGUUCAACCCACUGGAGCCUGAAACCGCAGCAGACAGUCUGCUUCAGCAGCCUCCAUCCAGAGUCCAUGCGGAGAAACCUUCACACCAGGUCUGUGCUGAGCAGAUAGAAGACAGUGAAGGCGGCGAGUUCCUGAGCGCAGUGAGGGACGUUAAUCUGAAGCCAGGCCAAGCCGCCACUCUGAGAAUCCACUACCUGCCCUUCUGCCCCGGCGCCAAGCACUGCUCCGUGCUGCUCACCUCGCAGGCGGGAGAUAUGGUGUAUAUGGUGAAGGCCACAUCAGGGCUUCCUCUGCCCUCCCCUCUGACUGCCAGGCCCAGUGCCAACGUCACGCCUGCUCCCCAGAGCUCAGUGCUGAGGCUUCAGUGCACGCCGGGGCGGCUGUGCGAGGAGGCGCUGCGGCUGCCCAGGGUCAACAUGCAGUGGGAGCAGGCGCUGGCCGUCUGGGCUCAGCUCUGCAUGAGCGGCCGCGAGCGCAGGAGGCGGACGCUGACACACACUUUGCACAGCAGCACUGCGAGGGCAGGCGCGGCCGCACGGAAGCUCUGCGGACAGAUCCAUGCUGGUGUUCAGGGUGAAGAAGUGGAAUACACUGUGGAGGUUUCCUUGCCUCAAUACUUCACUCUGCCCCCCACCGUUACAAUACCUGUGAAGGAAGACACCAAUAUACCAUGGGAGAACCCUGCAGACUGCGGCUGUGUGGAAAUCCCGCUCCAGUUCCGGGCGGACGCGGUGGGGGAAUACAGAUGCCAGGUGGCGCUGAGGUCUCGGUGCGACACCAGGGUCUACGCAGUGGAGGCGGCGGUGAAUUCACAGCACAACGAGACGCGGCAGGAUUGGAGAGUGCGGGCCGGAUUGCGCGGCGAAGGAUUCUCCGGGCCGAGCGUUUUGGCCGUGCCCGCAGGGACCAGAGCCUGCUACCCUCUGACCUUUCACCCCGCCGCUCAGCACGCCGUCACGGGCCUGCUGUCCCUACAUAAUGACUACAACGGCACCAAGCAGGCGUUCACCCUCCGAGGAGUGGGAGAGCGCCCCCCGCCUGUGGACCACGUGCUGCUGCACUGCCCCGUCGGACGGACCACUCACGCCCAGCUGGACGUCCCCAACUACAGCCGGGACAGACUCCGUCUGAAGGUGGUGACAGACCUCUCCAUUGUUAGUGGCCCCCCUUGCUGUGAGAUCGAACCUGGUCACAGUGCUCCAUAUACGCUGACCGUGUCGCCAUGGAAACGGGGAAAACAGACAGGCCGCGUGUCCUUUGUAGAAAGCGACGCGACGCUCGAGGUCAAAGAGAAUCAAGGGAAGGCACCGGUGAGCUACGAAGCACACUUCUCCCUGGAGAUCAUCUGCGAGCCAGCGGCGCCCAUCAAGGUCGUCGACGUGCAGUGUGUUAGCAUGAGCUCGGUUGCCAUAGAGAUCCCUCAUAACCCGGGAGGAGAGCGGCUGACGCUGGACGUGCGCGUGGAGGGGGAGAGCCUGAGCGGGGCCACACAGGUUUCAGUCCCCCCCCGGGAGGCCGUCGUCUGCAAAGCCUCCUUCUCUCCGAGGAGAGUCGGGACGUGGACGGGCAGUGUGGUGUUCCAGUCGGAGGCGGUGGGCGAGUUCUGGUACCAGCUGCAGCUCUGCUCCCUCCCUCCUCCCGUCAGCGCCGAGCCUCAGACCUGCUGUCAGCUGGGAAAGUGGACCAGACUGACCAUUCCCCUGGUCAACCCCACAGCAGAGACCCUGCAGCUGACCGUCGUCAACAGCAACCCCAGGAACUUCACACUGGAGAUGGACUCAGGAAGCCCUCUUACCGUGGAGCCCCAGUCCUCCUCCCAGCUCGGUGUUCGCUUCAGCCCCUCAGCCAUCGGAGAGGGAAACCACAAAGCAAAGAUCACGUUCACCUGCCCUCAGCUGCAGGAACGGAGCGUGCUCCUGAGCGGCCGCGGCCUGGCGCCGCAGAGCGCGGAGCCCCUGAGCAUCUCGUCGGCCGUGGGCUCCACCGCCUCGGUCGCCAUCCCCUUCACGAACCCCACAGAGCUCCCGGCCGCGCUCAGCUUCACGCUCACAGCUGAGGACCCAAGUGGAGCCCCGAACAAGCGCCCGGUCCGAGGAGAGGACGUCUUCUCUGUACCUCUGAGCCACACUGAAGGUGUGCUGAUCGGCGACGGCGGCACGGUGGAUGUGCCGGUCGUGUUCGCCCCCAAAUCCGUGGAGCCGCAGCAGGCCUGGCUCUGCGUCGCCAUGAAGCCAAUCAGACGCCUGGACUCCGGCGCGAGGUCAGAGCCGGAGCCGUCCACCAUCUGCUGGACUUACCCCCUCCGCGGGAUUCCCGUGGAGGCGGCGGCGGCGGCGGCUGCCGAGGACUGCGAACUUGGCGAGCUCCGGUGCGAAGCGGGCCGCCAGCUGGUGAAGGAGGUGGACGUACGGCUCACUGGACACGUACCAGGGAACGAAGAGCGGAAAGGGCAGGGAGUUGACCGGGCGGCGGCGAUGGGAGACUUCCGGUGCGAGGUGCUGCCGGACGGCGAGGCGGGGGACUGCCUCGCCGCCUCGGUCGGAGCAGCAAGGAGGGACCCUGAGAACGGCGUCGUCACGCUCGGCCUCAAGAUAGUCUUCGCUCCUCUCAGAGCAAGCAGGAGCUCGGCGCUGCUCGCAGUUCAAUCGGCCUCCGGCAAGAUCUGGAAAUUCCCCAUUUCCCUCGUGGCAACACAGCCUCAGGUGGACGACGUCAUCUUCAUAGAAACCACCAAGUUAGGCCAGACCUCAGCGGUGGGCUUCCGCCUGACCAGCACCACCGGGAGGAGCGAGGCAUUCACGGCGACUCUGCUCCCGGGCGGCAGCGGGGAGUUCACGGUGACCCCGCCCUCCGGGACGCUGCCUCCCGCCGGCUCGACCGGCGCGCUGCUCACCGUGUCCUUCACGCCCGCCGCCGCCUCCCGCAACAGGCACCGGGCCGUGCUCUCCGUCCAGGCGGCGGACACGCGAUGGACGUACGAAGUGACGGCGACGAGCCGCCAGGACUCGCCGCCGCCGCUGCCACCGCGCGACUCAUCCACCGAGGGCGGCGCCGGAGGCCCAUCCGAAGACCAGCAGAAGAACUCGGUGCUCCGCGACCUGCAGCUCCCUGGCUAA